This is a messenger RNA of Orcinus orca (killer whale), 7433 nucleotides long. It is a transcript of the gene RMP64, whose product is annotated as nucleolus and neural progenitor protein. Gene Ontology annotation, cellular component: nucleus. The coding region runs from base 28 to 1038 and encodes 336 amino acids. The transcript is spliced from 8 exons. Gene Ontology annotation, biological process: positive regulation of Notch signaling pathway. NCBI's taxonomy places the organism in Eukaryota, Metazoa, Chordata, Mammalia, Artiodactyla, Delphinidae. The record is from RefSeq and is a predicted model, not a curated record.
UUCCCAGUCCCUCUCCUGCCUCCCAAGAUGGCUGCGCUGCUGCCGGGCCCGCAGCCAUGGAACCGCGUGAGGCUCCCUAAGGCGGGGAGCCGCAGCACAGUGAUCGUACAGGACCCCGGCGCGGCGCUGGACCUUUGCAUUGCAGCUGUAAUUAAAGAAUGCUGUCUCGUUACAUUGUCACUGAAGAGCCAAAUCUUAGAUGCAGAAACAGAUGUAUUAUGUGCAGUCCUUUACAGCAAUCACAACAGAAUGGGCCGCCACAAGCCCCAUUUGGCCCUCAAACAGGUUGAACAAUGUUUAAAACGCUUGAAAAACAUGAAUUUGGAAGGUUCAAUUCAAGAUCUCUCUGAGUCAUUUUCUUCUAAUGAAAAUCAGCCUGUAAAUACCAAAGCAUGUGUCAUCCCUAGCCAACCAGUGGUGGAACUGGUGUUGAUGAAGAUUUUGGGAGCCUGCAAGUUGCUACUUCGCUUGUUGGACUGUUGCUGCAAGACAUUUCUCUUGACUGUGAAACAUCUAGGUUUGCAAGAAUUCAUUAUUUUAAACCUUGUGAUGGUUGGGCUGGUGAGCAGGUUAUGGGUUCUCUAUAAAGAUGUUUUAAAAAGGCUGGUUUCUUUAUAUGAGCCAUUGUUUGGAUUACUUCAAGAGGUCUCCAGGAUUCAACCAUUGCCUUACUUCAAAGGUUUUACCUUUCCUUCUGAUAUUGCUGAAUUUUUAGGAGAGCCCUACUUUGAAAUCUUUAAGAAAAAAAUGCCUACAGCUUUUGCAGCUAAAGGAGUAACUAAACUGCUAAAUAAACUAUUUUUAACAAAAGAGCAAUCACAGAGGUCCAGUGAAGAAACAUUACUUAGAAUUUCCAAAAAAGCUAAACAAAUGAAGAUCAAUAUUCAGAAUAAUGUGGAUCUUGGACAGCCAGUAAAGAAUAAGAAAAUCUUAAAAGAAAAGUCAUCAGAAUUUGACGUGAGGGCUUUCUGCAAACAGCUGAAACACAGAGCUAUUCAGAAAGCUAGUAAAUCUCGCCGGUCUGCUGACAAGAAAUAGACGACAGCAAAAUCCCAGCCCAAGUCCUCAGCACCCACAUCCGGCUGCCGUUCUCACCUCCGGGCGGCGGAGGUCCGGGGCGUGGUCGAGACGCACGGCGGAGCUGAGGUACUCGAUGCGGUUCCGCGAGGAAGCCGUGAAGACGCUCUCCGCCCUCGCGAUGUCAUCCAGGCUUGGGUUGAAGAUCUUCAGGUGAAGGUCGGGCCUCGAGCCCGGGACGAAAUGCCGCUCGAGUUCUUGCAGUGGGAACACGAGCUUCGUCAGCUGCUUGCUUGGCAGCCGUAGAACCUCCGUGAAGGCCUGGGACGUGCAGUAAGCUCGUCUUCCGCUCCCCAGCUCUGCCCCCAUCGCAAACAGCCAGCCCACGUCAAACCACAGCCAGCGUGCUGCCAUUUUCCUCUCCUAGGAGCCCCGCCUCGGGCCUUCGUUCCGAAGGUCUGAACUGCGCGUGCGUGACCCCGCUCCCGUUACGCCUGCUGGGAAUUGUAGUCUCCGCUGGCCUCGCUGGUUCCCGCUUAAGCUCUUCGCGUACAGAGAGUCGGGGGCAGGUGUUACUUCGCAGGGGGAAAAAAGUUCGCUGGGUGCCUUUCACACUCUAGCCGUGACACCUGUGCCUUUGACUUGUAUGUCGCUGUGGGGAGGCUGUUUAACGAUUUUCAGAGGUGAAGAGACAUAUCUGGCUGUGUGAGCCUUGAGGCUCAAAUGAAGAAGAAAACCUGUGCAGCUCUGGUGGGUUUCAGGCCAGUUUGCUCUUCACAGUUUCUGGUUGUCUCACGGACGUUAACGUUGUACAAAUCACUAGGAAAAACACUUUCUCAACAAUGAAAAGGGCUGGUGAGAAAUGUAGUUGAAAAAGCGCCUGUUCAUAUUUCAUUCAGCCUUCUCUACAGUUGCAGGAAAUGUCAUUAAAUUUUAGAGAUUUCUUACAGAAUAAAAUAAAAAAAACAGUUUGCACAAGUGUUCGAGUUGUUUCAUUGAAGUUAUGUAAUGACAUCUUAUUUCAAAAGUUUCUUUUCAGAGCAAUUCAAACCGAUCACUGCUGGAAUGGGAGAUACAGGUAUCAUGACAAAAUGAGUAUCUGUAAGAUAUUCCUGCUUAAAAGACGAUGGUCUUCUAAAACCUUAGCAGCAAACAGCAUACCAAUGUUAACGCACGGUCUUUUGAGCGAUUCCCCAGGUUGUUCAGUGACUGAUAAGGGCAAUUCUUGAAUUAAUGUUACAGAAAAGUUAAUGAACAGGACCAACGACUUGGAGAGUAGCCUGACCUACUGCCGGCCGGCUAAUUUUUUGUUGAUCUUUGCAUUGGGCUUUGAGGCUUUCCUCCUUCCCCUAGUCUCUCUCCUUCAAAGAAAACACUUCAUUGUAAACAUCCAGACAUUCUGGAUAUAUAUAUUACCAUGUAUGUAUUUUAACUCAAAAUACUGUUCUAAAGCCUUUAAAAUUUUUUAAACAAUAUAUUUGGAAGUCUUUUUAUAUCAAUACGUACCGACCUACAUGAUUUAAAAAAACAAACAAACCCUAAACUACCAUAAAAACACAAAGUCCUCAUUCACUCCAAGCACUAGUUAGAUAUGAGAGGGUGGCCUCUUCUCUUGUUAUCAUUGUUCCCAUGUGGUUUUCACAUUGUCAUAGUAACAUUUUCCUACAUGAUUGUUUUUAAUGGAGGCAUAUUAUUCCGUUUAUAUCUCCAGUGUCUUAUUGAUCACUAAUUAGGUUUUGUUAUUACAACAAUGCUACAGUGAGCACUCAUGAAUAGAUAUCUUUGCACACUUGUGGAAGUAGGAUAAAUUCCUAGAAGAGGACUUGAUAGGUGCAUAAGGUGUGUGCACUUUUUUUGUUUUUAAAGAAGAUGUUGGGGGUAGGAGUUUAUUAAUUAAUUAAUUUAUUUUUGCUGUGUUGUGUCUUCGUUUCUGUGCGAGGGUUUUCUCUAGUUGUGGCAAGCGGGGGCCACUCUUCAUCGCGGUGCACGGGCCUCUCACUAACGCAGCCUCUCUUGUUGCGGAGCACAGGCUCCAGACGCGCAGGCUCAGUAGUUGUGGCUCACAGGCCUAGUUGCUCCGCGGCAUGUGGGAUCCUCCCAGACCAGGGCUCGAACCCGUGUCCCCUGCAUUGGCAGGCAGAUUCUCAACCACUGCGCCACCAGGGAAGCCCAGGUGUGUGCACUUUUAUUUUUCAUAUUUCUGUAGAAAAAUCAUCUUCUAAAGAAAUUGCAACAAAUUACUCCCUAUAGCAUCAAAACAGGCAUUAUAAAAGGGUAUUAUAAUAUUAUAUAAUAUUGCCAUACAUAGAUGAAAAAAUAAAAAAAACUUUUUUGUUUUAGGUAAUAUUUUCCUGAUUAUUAAAGAAGAUAAACAUAUUUUGAGAUUUUAUUUGGUCAUUUAUAUUUAUUUUUGUAAUCAUGUUUUCUAUUAGGUUAUUCACUUAAAAAAUUGAUUUGUAAUAACUGUUUCGUUAUUGAGAAUGUUGAUCUCUUGUCUGUCAUGUUUUAAAAAUAUUUUUCCCAACUUGUUUACUUUUGACUUUCUAAUGGUACUUUUUUUUUUUUUUUUUUCUUUUUUUUUGCGGUACGCGGGCUCCGGACGCGCAGACUCAGCGGCCAUGGCUCACAGGCGCAGCCGCUCCGCGGCAUGUGGGAUCUUCCCGGACCGGGGCACGAACCCGUUUCCCCUGCAUCGGCAGACGGACUCUCAACCACUGCGCCACGAGGGAAGCCCUCAGCUUUACUCUUUUCCAAAUGGUUAGCCAUUUGUCUCAACGAUAUUUUUUAAACAGUCUAUCUUUUCUUCACUGAAUGUGUAUGUGGGUACAUUUGCAGACAACUCUGAACUUUGAAAGUGCUUUCAUAUGUGCUAUUUCAUUUCUAACUUUGGGGUCCCAGGUGUGGAGAUAAACCCGAGCAUGAAGGACUUUUGCCAGUUCUUACAAGGGUUUGAGAGGUGUUCAGGGAUUAAUAGACAUCACAGUACUCGUUUUGUAAUCCUGCAUGAGGCAUUCAUAGCUGUGAGGCCUGCUAGUCAGAGGGAAAAAGCUAGAAACUGGAGGAAUUAGUGUAGGGGAAAUAACUCUGUUAUGGAACUGCAAAGGAAAUCAUCGGGUACCCAGGGAAUUGUCAAAGUCCAGGAAAAUCAGGCCAAAUCAGUAUUGAAGGGAAUCCAGUCUGGUGGAUGAAUGUUGUAAUAGUAUUAUCUGUUUUCUGGCAAUAUUCUGCCUCUGACUGUAGGCAGCAUCUUUGUUCCAGGUGGUCUGUCUGCAUAAAGUAGUACCCUAGCUAACGGUUUUGGAUUAGGAGUCAGGAUCCUCCUGGAUAGGCAGGGUGUCAGGGAUACCAUUCAGAAUAGGAUUUAAGUCCUAGUGGGAAAAAGGAGUGUGAAUUAGGAAACCAAGCAGCUACUUAGUCAUGCAGAUUCCAUAGACAAAACAAGGAUGUGAGAUAGGGCUUGAAUUGAUCUAAGGGCAUCUUAGCACUCCUCCCAGAGAACUGUGGAAAACCCACACUUGGUUUAGUUCCACAGCACUGAGGUCAAGACAUACUCACUAAGCUGUGGUACCCCAGGGAGGCUGAUAAAUGAGGACUGUAUUCAUGGACUGUACUGUUCUGUACUCCUGCCUGUAUAAUACUGUAGUGUACAUUAUCUAAUACUGAGAGUGAUUAGGCACCCCUGGUCAAUUCCACCAUUUGUUCAUUCAUCAAAUAUCCGUGCUAGGCACUGUACUAAGAGCUGGAGGUGUAAGACAGUAAAUGAAACAAAAAAGUUUCUGUUCUCAUAUGUUAUGGUCUUGAGACAGUAAGUAAAAUAAGGGUAUAUUAGAUAAUGAAAAAUGCUUAGGAAAAAGCUAAAGCUGGGUAGGGAGGUUAGAUGUGUAUGUGUGUAGAGACGCAGGAAUGUUGCCAUUUUAGUGUGAUUUUCACUGAUAAGGUGACUUUUGAGCACAGAUGUUAAGGAAGUGAGGGAAUAACCAUGUGAUUAUCUGGGGGAAGUAUUCCAGGUGGAAGUGUGAAGGCUCAGAGACAGGAGUGUGUAUGGCUUGUUUGAAGAAUAGCAAGGAGGCCAAUGUGGCCAGGAUGGAGUAAAAAAAGGAUGGAUUCUGGCAGUGACUCUAGCCAGCUUUGGCUUCGAUAUAGACAUUUGAAGUGAAUGUAUGCAUAAGUUAUUUUUAGCUGGUUGGCAUCCCUUGUGUAGGGAGGAACCUCCUACAUCCACUCUAUGUGGUUCUAAUAGGCCUAUCAAUUAAAGAACUCCACUCUUCUGGUCACAGGAGGUGGGAUUUGGUUAUACAUUGUGUGUGUUAUGACAAUAACGAUUACUUGGGUAAUGUGCAGGUGAUCGCAACCAAGCCAGUCAUGAUGUUAAAGUUGGACAGGCAGCUGGCUCUACCAUUAAACCUUGUGUCAUGAUGUUGGAAUGUGAGGCCUACACUCAUGAUGGCUGAUGGCUAUUCUUCACUGCUACAUGAAGGAUACCUAUGGGGAUUUAAGAGGGAAUGAAGCUAACACAGAAAGAAAAACAGUAUUGACAGGUGGGGAUGGGAGGUGGCGUGACUCCUGAUGACCUAUGUUGAAUCAUGUUCUCUGUCCCUCUGCUGUCCAAUCACACAAGUCAGUAUGCUCCUCUCCUUGUUUACUGAAACUGAUUUGACUUGGAUUUGAUGGCAGCCAAGAGUCCUGUUUAAUAGAGCAUUUUAAGAUGAUGUGUGGUUCCUUGUGUAAAUUCAGAGCCCUCAGACUACCAUGCAGGAUAGCUGGAAUGUCCUAUGUAAAUUUCAACCCUAUUAUAGAGGAGUCACGGUAAAGCGUUAGGGCUUAGAUUGCCUGUGGCUGCAGGUUAAGCAGGGCCAAACUAUUACCCUCCCUUAAUGUAACAGCUGGACUUUAGGAGGCUUAAGAAUUUUCCUUCCACUCAGGAUAUUUCCUCAUCCAGUGGAUAUUCAUGAUCUUUGGUAAAGGUCAGUAAUCUGGUUAUGUUGUGAAAAUCAGCAGAGUUCAGGAUGUGUUUAUAGUCAUCCUUCUGAGAAAAAGUACCUUCUGUUUGACAGCUUAGGAGGUAGUUCACCACAAAGUUAACAAGAUUUUGCUAUUUAAUAUGAUUUGGGAGGGCAUUACAUACUUUAUAUACACUCCUUAGAACCAGCUUUCAUUGCUAAAACCUAUCUGACCUAAAUGCUAUAGUUAUACUGUCAUGUUUAUCUAAUAAGAAUGCAAGGAACAUAGGUAGAACAGGGGUGGGAUCUUACCAUUAGGACAGGAUCAUCUCAAUUAUUCCUUCAGUGAUGUCUGUCUCUAUAACGAAUUGCCAUAGAAUUCAGAGUGAUCUCAAUUUAUGUCCAAGUUCUGUAAGUGUUAAGUUUAGGGAAUCCAUCAAGACAUGAAGAAGGAAAACAUUGUAGGCAGAAUCGGUAACAUCAGAGAGUUAGCAAGCAUAGAAUACACAUAGAUUAACUCUCAUCCUAGGCUAGAAAUGGUUUGAAAGCUCUAACAGAAGCAAGGGCAGAGAUUCUAGGAAAACGUAGAGAGAGGUAAUGGAUUAGGUCUCAGUGUCCAAUUUACACAAGGCCUUUUCCUACCACACUUUCCCCCUUGUUUUAAACAACAGUAAUUAACGUUUAUUGAUUGCGUGCCAUGCCAGGAAUUGACCUGGGUGCCAGGAAUCAGAAAAACGUGGUUAUAAUCUAAUUUGGAUCUCAAAGUCUUGUAUUAGGAAGACACAUUGUAUGAAUGAGAGUAACAUGGAAGAGCUUUCCACGUGUAACUUAAAUUGCUUGAAUUGUAAUAACUACUGUCUGAGUGAAUACUAUAAACUAAAAAUGCAUUUAAUUAUACUUUUUAAAUUUUUCUGUGCAACAGCUGAUUAAAAAAUUAAAUUACAUAUCACCUAACAUGUUGACACAAAUUUACGGCACACAUAUGUAACAUGAUGUAUGAUUUGUCCACCUAAUUUCCUAAUUAGGUUAUAAAUUGUUAUUCUUGAAAUUUAUUAUUUGACCAUCAUUCAAGAAACAACAGAGACAUAAUUCUUACAAUUCUCUUCCUUGGGAGCUCAUCAAUCACUUAGUUUCAGUUUAUAUUUCAUUAAUGUAUCUUUAGAGAAUAUCUCUAACAGGUAUUUUUUUUUCCUUCAGAUAAGCUUUUUGAGCUUUCUUUUAAGGCUAUGCCUCCUGUACUAACAGAUUUCUAGAAAGAUCUGGAGAUUAAAUGUCAGACCUUGAUCACGUGUAGGAGGUGAGCUCUUAGAAUGAUUUGGGUUUGGAGGAGGAGGAGUGUAGAGCUUCACUUCCUUCAAGGUUGUUUUUCUCAAUAAAGAGAAAAACACUUGUUUCACGUAGUCAGUUGUUCUCACUUGUAACUGCGUAUUUGCUCUCUCUGCCAUACUAGUGCUAUUAAAAUAUUUUAGAACUCUC